Molecule: messenger RNA, 1875 nt
Organism: Arctia plantaginis
Lineage: Eukaryota; Metazoa; Arthropoda; Insecta; Lepidoptera; Erebidae
Source: the annotation of a GenBank genome assembly
AUGAAGGCUGUUCCAGUCUUGCUAUGUCUUGCCCUUGCUCAUGGCAUCGGAGCCAGCAUUUUCAAGCACCAGGACCGUCAAACAGACGAUCUUGACUUCCAGCAGCUGAAGCACAUCGAUAUAUUCCAACUGCAACAUAAGAACCAGCCUUCAGAUAACGAAUGGCGUCAUAAUCACCAGCACCAUCAAUAUCCUCAGCAGCACAACAGCCACCAGCAAGAACACAAACGCGACCAUGAGCGCGACCAGCCACGACCUUCAUACAGGGAACAUCCUGAACAAACUCAGAACUCCCAAGAGCAUCAGUACCAGCACUAUGAACAGCCAUCAUAUCAAUUGAAGCGCCAUCCUUUGACUGCCCACCAGCAACAGCUAGAAGAACAAAUGGGAAAACAGUACUCUUCAUACGAACAGCAACCACAUUCCCAACAAAACCAACAAAUGCAACAUCAUUCUGUCUCUUCCUCCAGCGAAACCUCACAAAGCUCCCAGGAAUCACAAGAAAAGUUACCCCAAGUUACAUACAUGAGGUGGGUACCCCAACACUCUGCUGUGAGCCUAGAAAACCAGAACAUCGUCAACCGCGAUGACAUCGAAGGCAAAGUUGAUGUGGAUGUCAGUUCCAGCAUUUCAGUUCAAGACAAAGAAGAACUUGAAAAGAUUUUUAGCGAUGCCCAGAAAGCAAUGAAACAACUUAGUGAUGACGAAAAACUUCAAUUCCACCAGUCACUCGAACACGCCAAGCAACACAAAGAAGAUGCUGAGGCCAACGCUACCCAGUUGAUACAGAAACAUCAAUAUCUCGUGGAGGAACAUACUGUCAAGACAGAUGAUGGCUACGUUCUUACUCUGUUCAGAGUGCCCUCUAAGAUUCAACCACGCUUUUUUCAAAAGAGGCCAGUAGUCUUUUUGAUGCACGGUAUUGACGGAAGCGCUGAUGAUUGGCUCCUGAUGGGCCCAAAAAAAUCUCUUCCCUACUUACUCUCUGACGCUGGUUACGAUGUAUGGCUCGGUAAUGCUCGCGGCAACAAAUACUGCAAGAAACACGUCAGCAAGCACCCUGCUGUUUCCGACUUUUGGCAAUACAGUAUUGAUGAGAUUGCCCUUCACGACUUGCCAGCUAUGAUAGACUACGCACUUGAAACUACAAAACAAAAUAAGUUAUUCUACAUCGGCCACUCUCAGGGAAGUACCGCUUUCUUUGCGCUCACCGCUACUCGUCCAGAAUAUAACGACAAGAUUAUCAUGAUGUACGCCUUGUCUCCAACUGUCUACAUAAACAAUACACGCAGCCCAUUGUUCCGUAUGAUGUCUCCUUCAAGCAAUUUCUACAAUCGCCUGCAACAACAACUUGGCAAUGGUCCUUUUACUCCUAACAAGGAAUUCAUCCGAGAUGUGGGAGGCGCUAUGUUGGAGGCACACACUGGCUGCAAGGAUGUGUCUUCAAACAUAAACUUCGUCAUGGCUGGUGUUAAUUUAGACGUCUCUGAUGCUCAUCUGAUAUCUGUUGUCAUGAGCCAUUUGCCUGCUGGAACUUCCAGUAAGGUAAUCAAGCAAUGCGGUCAGGCUGUCGCUUCGCAAGAAUUCCGAAGAUAUGACUAUGGCCCCAAGAUUAACGUGAAUGUGUAUGGUAAGGAACAGCCCCCCAAGUACGAGAUGGAAAACGUCAAGGCCCCUGUAUCACUGUAUUACAGCGAGGACGACUGGCUGGCCCAUCCGAAAGAUGUUGAGAGAUUGGAGAAGGAGCUUCCCAAUGUAAAAGAAACCCACAAGGUAUCUGAAGAACAUUUCGGUAACAUGGACUUCCAGUUUUCGACCAAGGCUCCGGAGAUGGUGUACAAGAGUCUUAUUGAAUCGAUGCAGAAAAACCAGUAA